AUGUCUCUAUUUAUAGGACUUAUCGUGUCGUUUCUGAUAUGUACGUGCGUUAGUGAGGAUACAAAAACGCAUCCUUCAAUACAGACAUUCCUUGUUGAAUCGAAAGUAUUUUCUCGCUUCGCUAAUGUGGACGUCACAAUAAGAAUUGAAAACGACGCAAAUGUAAACAGAAAAGCGAUGUUUUCAAUCCAUGUCCCCACAGAUGCAUUUAUUACAAAUUUUUCAAUGCAAAUUGAAGACCGUAUUCUCCAUGGCGUGGUAAAAGAUAAGAAAGAAGCCGACGAGGCUUACGAGGCGGCCCGUGAUGACGGACAGACAUCUGGGCGAGUGUCGGAAGCCGCCCCACCUCCUGGACGUGGAAUGAAGAACUUCGUCGUCUAUAUGAACGUGGCAGCAAAGUCUGAAGCUAUUUUGAAACUUUCAUAUCAAGAAAUCAUCAGAAAGAUUUUGGGAGAAUAUACACAAAACAUACACAUAGAACCCAAUCAAGUUGUCGAAAAUCUCACUGUCGUUGCAUCGUUUCAAGAGCCCAAUGGAUUUUACCAGUUUUACUACACGCUUCCAAAUUCUAAAGCACGUGCGUCUUCUACAAGUUCGGAUACUGCACCGUAUAGUUUACUGUUUGUGUCCGAAAGAAAAAGAGAGCUUGUGUACUCUCCUUCAAAGGAGAUUCAGAAAAGCACAUCUGGUAGAAGAAUCGGGUUGAAUGGUGACAUUAUUAUGAAGUAUACUUUGAUACCCCCAGAAACGAACGGAGGAACACUUAUUGUCAACAAUGGUGCGUUUGUUCAUUAUUUUUCACCACUUGGCUUACUGAAUAUGAGCAAAACAGUGAUAUUUGUCAUUGAUGUAAGUGGUUCCAUGAAAUACGGAAGACUUGAUCAGGUAAAGGUGGCAAUGAGCGGGAUAUUGAUUCGAUUGAACGAAGAUGAUGCUUUUAACAUCAUUGUAUUCAGCUCUAGCGUAAAACGAUGGAAACAAGAACCAGUAUCGGCUUCUGCAGCACACAUUUCCUCUGCCAUGCUAUUUGUGGAUCAAAUGAAAGCAGCGGGGAAUAACAACUUCAAUGACGCCUUGGUAUCUGCAAUUCUUGAUAUCAACAACGCAACGAAAAACCAGGUGAAUUUAGUUGUGUUCCUCACGGAUGGCAUUCCCAAUAAGAACGUUGAAGACGAAGAAUUAAUUUCGGAGAAUAUUAAUAAAAUAAAUCAUGGCAAUUUAGUUUCAAUUUUCUCUCUGGGUUUUGGAUCCGAUGUAAAUUUUGAGUUUCUGCAGAAAAUAUCACUUCAAAAUAAUGGAACAGCAUAUAUUAUAUACGACGACGAAGAUGCAAGUCAACAACUUGAGGAUUUUUGUAGAGGAAUAGAGUCCGUGACACUCAGGGAUGUUAGGUUUCAAUAUCUUGCUGACCAUAUAGUCAUUGAAGAUUUGACACAAACAAAUUUUGCCAUUUUUUUCAACGGAUCCGAAAUAAUUGUAGCUGGAACCAUUCAACCGGAAGCUGACAUCAAAUCAAUUCCAUUUACCGCGUCGACUGCUGCUGUCGGUGUGGACAAUGACAUGACUUUCUAUUCUACAGCCGAACCAGAGACAGGAGAGACUCUACAAUUCGGACGAAGACUUUGGGCGUAUCAGAAAAUAAAGGACUAUCUUGGUCUGGCCCUGAUGUCAGAGGAGGAAGAGGACAGAGAGAGAUACGAACACAAGGCACUGACAUUGUCUUUAAGGUACAGCGUUGUGACGCCUCUCACGGCCAUGGUUGUUGCGGAAGCAGUAACUACUUUGGAUUAUAAUUAUCCUAAGGUAAAGAAAGAUGAAAAAUUAGGAAUAGGAAUCGGGGUCACCAGGAAGACCUUGCGGAGAGAUGGUAUAGUUCAUGACUUGCAUAGCACAACAGACAAGUGCGCGUCAUCGGCUUUGGUAUGUGUCGCGAUCUUUUUUCUGAUCAAAGUUCUUUGGUAUUUCAUUUGA
This is a messenger RNA of Pecten maximus, 1971 nucleotides long. RefSeq names its product inter-alpha-trypsin inhibitor heavy chain H4-like. NCBI's taxonomy places the organism in Eukaryota, Metazoa, Mollusca, Bivalvia, Pectinida, Pectinidae. Bases 1 to 1971 code for a protein of 656 amino acids. The transcript has a single exon. The record is from RefSeq and is a predicted model, not a curated record.